This is a messenger RNA of Trypanosoma grayi, 1902 nucleotides long. Its product is annotated as putative folate/pteridine transporter. The transcript has a single exon. The coding region runs from base 1 to 1902 and encodes 633 amino acids. The record is from RefSeq and is a predicted model, not a curated record. Lineage: Eukaryota; Euglenozoa; Kinetoplastea; Trypanosomatida; Trypanosomatidae. Gene Ontology annotation, cellular component: membrane.
AUGAACACACGCGAAAACAGCGAAGACACCAGCGCACCGGCCCCUCCGCUCUCCGCCGAGGACACGGUGGAGGCAUGCUACCUGCACCCCGACGCGAAGGCCCUGUUCGGUGUGGCGCCGCUCAUGCGCUUCAUACCGCACUUUGGCAUCGCCUCAGAGGCCUUCGGGCCGAAGUGCGUGUUUUCAUUGGGGCUAUCCGAAUUCCUUUGUAAGGGCAUCGCCGACUACCUGAUCCGCUUCUCGCUCCUGCCGAUGUUCACAAAGCGUUACGGCGUCGAUGCCAUGACGUACCAGCGCAUGUCCAACCUCUCCACCAUGGGCUGGUCCAUCAAGCCGUUCACCGCCAUGGUCAGCGACAUGAUCAGUAUCUUUGGCUACACGAAGCGCUGGUACCUGGCCGCCUCUUGUGUGCUCGGUGCCGCCUUCGCCCUUGGUUACGGGCUGCUGCCGGCCAAAACUGCCAGCGCCCCGAUCGCCGCAUUCUUUGUCUUCCUGACGUGCUUCAGUAAAGCCAACGUAGACAUUCUGACGCAAGGGCACUACAGCCGUUUGAUCCGCCGCAUUCCCACUGCCGGCCCUUCGCUGGUGAGCUGGGUCUGGUGUUGGGUGCUUAUGGGCUCCCUGAUCGCCGCUGUGAUUCAGGGCCCGCUGUCUGACGCCAGGCUGGAGCACGUCGGUGUGUUUGUCUCCGCCACCCUGCAGCUCCUGACGACGGGGUUCUUCAUCCUCAACUGGUACGGCGAGCGCAGGAACCGCGAGGAUCGUGCCGAGGACGCCAGGUUCCUGCGGCAGGCGCAGCUGGAAGCAGCUGCAGGGCAGCCGGACCCCAACAAGAAGCUGCAGGAGAGUGGUGAUGAAGUCGAGGGCAUGCUGGUGCAAGACCCAGACGAGGAAGCAAUGAUGGGCCUCUCAAGCGGUGAGCCGUUUACGGAGUUGAACGGGGAGGAGGAAGAGCCGAUUGGGCCGCUGCCUACCUGCUGCUGCGGCGUCGUCGAGGUGAACAAGGAUGUGUGGCACCGCAACUGGAGGAUAUUUGUGUACUGCAUCCUCAUGACGAUGGGCGCGGUUGCCAUGGCGCUCGUGACUAUUUUAGGUGACACCUGGCAGCUGCUCUACGCCUGCGUCAGCAUCACCGUUCCUCUGUGCUGCUUCGCCUUCUACGCCCUGCCGCUGGUCAUCGCCAAGGCGAACAUUUACGCCUUCAUCUCGAUGGCGGCGUACAUCCAGCUGCCCGGUGCCCUGGACAACUUCUACACCGCCACACCUGCAUGUCUCCCCGAUGGGCCGCACUUCACCAACUUCUUCUACUUCACCAUCGGCAGCAUCAUCGGCAGCCUGGGCGGCAUCGCCGGCGUGACGCUGUUCAAGCUCGUCUUCUCCAAGCAGAGCUACCGCGUCACUUUCAUCAUCACCACAAGUGUGCAGAUCGUGGCGAGCAUAUUCGACCUCAUCAUUGUGCAGCGGUGGAACCGACCGCAGGUGAGCGACCACGUCGUGUUUGUGCUUGGCGAUCAGAUCGUCUGCCAGGUGUGCUACAUGCUGAACUUCAUGCCGACCACCAUGCUGCUGUCUCGGCUGUGCCCGCGCGGGUCGGAGAGCAUGGUGUACGCGCUCCUCGCCGGGUUUUCGAACUUCGGGCAGGUUGUGUCGAACACCAUCGGCUCACUGCUGAUGGAGCUCAAGUGGCCCGUGGAGUCGGACAUCGCAAAGGGCUGCGACUUCAGCAAUGUCAAGUGGCUGCUGCUGGUGGGACAUUUUAUCUGCCCGCUCAUCAACAUCCCGCUGGUGUUCCUCCUGAUUCCCGCUGCCCGCAUCUGCGAUACGAUUGACAUCGACGGCCGUGUCACUAAACCGGGAAAAGAGGCUGGCCAGCAGCAGCAGGAGGAGGAGGAACGAAGGUGA